AUGUCAUCAGUACAGACCGCACACCAACAGCAGCAAGAACCGCUCGACUUGAUACGAUUUCAACUUGACGAAUACGUAAUUGUCAAAUUAAGAGGUGCUCGAGAAUUUAAAGGUAAAUUACAAGGUUAUGACAGUCAUUGUAACUUGGUAUUGAGUGAUGCUACAGAAACGAUAUUUUCAGAACAGGACGGUGUUGAACCUGUGGUGAAAAGGACAGAGAUGGUAUUUGUUAGAGGAGAUUCGGUAAUAUUAAUAAGUCCGGUUAUAGAGAAAUAA
Lodderomyces margitis is the source of this 276-nucleotide messenger RNA. It is a transcript of the gene SMX4, whose product is annotated as U4/U6-U5 snRNP complex subunit. The record is from RefSeq and is a predicted model, not a curated record. Bases 1 to 276 code for a protein of 91 amino acids. NCBI's taxonomy places the organism in Eukaryota, Fungi, Ascomycota, Pichiomycetes, Serinales, Debaryomycetaceae. Gene Ontology annotation, molecular function: RNA binding. Gene Ontology annotation, biological process: P-body assembly; mRNA splicing, via spliceosome. The transcript has a single exon. Gene Ontology annotation, cellular component: P-body; precatalytic spliceosome; Lsm1-7-Pat1 complex.